UCCUCUGCCCCACCCCAACCAUGGAGGGCCCUGGACUGGUGCAUGGGGAGGCUGAGCCCUUUUCCAAAGCACUCCGAAGCCUCGUCAACAGCCGCCUAUACAGUGAUGUUCGCUUUGUGGUCGGUCAAGAACGGCAGGAGGUGUUUGCCCACCGGUGCUUGUUGGCCUGUAGAUGCAACUUUUUCCAGCGACUUCUGGGCCCAGAGCCAGGCCCUGGGGUGCCCAGCCCGGUGGUGCUAAGCACCGUACCAGCUGAGGCCUUCCUGGCAGUGCUGGAGUUCUUGUACACCAACAGUGUCAAGCUGCACCGCCAUUCUGUGCUGGAGGUACUGACAGCAGCUGUGGAGUAUGGGCUGGAGGAACUGAGAGAGCUAUGCCUGGAAUUUGUGGUGAAAGUGCUGGACGUGGAGCUGGUUUGUGAGGCCCUGCAGGUGGCUGUAACCUUUGGCCUGGGACCAUUGCAUGAGCGUUGCAUACGUUUCAUAGAGGCCCACUGCCAGGAGGUACUUCGGACCCAAGGCUUCCUGGAGCUGUCAGCGCCCGCGUUGCUGUCCCUGCUGCGCAGUGACAAGCUCUGCGUGGACGAGGCUGAACUCGUCCUAGCGGCCCGGAGCUGGGCGCGCGUGGGCGCGGCGGUGCUGGAGAGGCCUGUGGCCGAGGUAGCGGCCCCGGUGGUACGGGAGCUGAGACUGGCCCUGCUGGCCCCGGCGGAGCUGAGUGCCCUGGAAGAGCAAAACCGGAGGGAGCCGCUCAUCCCGGUGGAGCAGAUCGUGGAGGCGUGGAAAUGCCACGCUCUGCGGAGAGGAGAUGCGGCCCAAGGUGCCUCGUGCCGCCGCCGCAGGGGCACCCUGCCCCGGGAGCAUCACCGCUUUCUGGACUUGCCCUUUAAGUGACCAAAGACCAAGUCUUGCGAGGAAUUCUGGGUCUGUCCUAAACUACAUCUCCCGACAGGCUCGGUCUUCUGUGCGGGCUUCCGCUCCCAGCAUGCUUCGCGAGCGGGGCGCGGGAAGAACUGCUGUCUGGCCAGAAGCUCUGUGGUUGGGGCGGAGAAG
Messenger RNA from Molossus molossus (Pallas's mastiff bat), 1052 nucleotides. It is a transcript of the gene BTBD19, whose product is annotated as BTB domain containing 19. The record is from RefSeq and is a predicted model, not a curated record. Gene Ontology annotation, molecular function: protein binding. NCBI's taxonomy places the organism in Eukaryota, Metazoa, Chordata, Mammalia, Chiroptera, Molossidae. The transcript is spliced from 8 exons. The coding region runs from base 21 to 893 and encodes 290 amino acids.